Spinacia oleracea (spinach) is the source of this 1692-nucleotide messenger RNA. RefSeq lists its product as uncharacterized. The coding region runs from base 1 to 1692 and encodes 563 amino acids. Lineage: Eukaryota; Viridiplantae; Streptophyta; Magnoliopsida; Caryophyllales; Amaranthaceae. The record is from RefSeq and is a predicted model, not a curated record. Gene Ontology annotation, molecular function: catalytic activity. The transcript has a single exon.
AUGAAAAUCUUGUCAUGGAACUGCCGGGGGAUUGGCAACCCUUGGACAGUGAAUGCCCUCCGAGAUAGGUGUUGGAGGGAGAUGCCAGAAAUCGUCUUUCUAAUGGAGACGAAGAUUGAUGCGCGACAACUCGAAAGAGUACGGAGCAAAUGUGGUUUUGUGAAUGGAAUUUGCCUGAGCAGCAAUGGCAGAGCGGGGGGUAUGGGACUAUGGUGGAGGGACAUUAAUGUUGAGGUCCUAUCUUUCUCGCCUCAUCACAUUGAAGCGGAAGUUCGGGGAGAGAAUGGGGACGGAAUAUGGAAGGCAAUCGGCAUAUAUGGUUGGCCGGAGACGGAAGAAAAACAUAGAACUUGGGCACUAAUGGAAGAAGUGAAGGCUCGGAGUGCGCUUCCAACGAUCAUGUUUGGUGACUUCAAUGAAAUUCUUGGUAUGUCUGAAAAGGAAGGUGGGGUGGUGCGUAGGGAGAGAUUGAUCGAUGAUUUUCGUGGUGCAAUGGACUCGUGUUCGGUCCGUGACUUGGGUUUUAAAGGUAGUAUCUUUACAUGGGAACAUGGCAAUACCAUGGAGACACUCAUUCGGGAGAGACUAGAUAGGUUUAUGGCGGAUGAUGCAUGGGUCUCACUGUUUCCAUGCUUUGAAGUUUUGCAUUUUCCUAUUUAUCGCUCCGAUCAUGCUCCAAUAAUGCUGAAAUGUGGCACGGAUAACCAGAGGAAGAGAGGAGAGAAACCGUUUCGGUUCGAAGCAAUGUGGUUGUCGAGUGAGGAUUGCGGUCGGGUGGUCUCUCAUGCUUGGAGGGGGUCGAGAGAUGACAAUAUUGUGACAAGAAUCGCAAAUGUGGCUGGACACUUAACCUCCUGGGCAACGGAGACUUUUGGGGCCAUUAAGAAGAGGAUAAGGGAUGCUGAAAAGAGACUAAAAAGCUUCCAAGAUAGUAAACACGAUGCUACUGUGCUAAUGCAGUGCAAGAACAUUGCCGAGGAGCUUGAUAACUUACACAAAUUGGAAGAAUCUUACUGGCACGCCAGGGCAAGGGCGAAUGAGUUACGGGAUGGGGACAAGAAUACAAAGUACUUCCAUCACAAAGCGAGCCAAAGGCGGAAACGGAACAGGAUAGUAGGCCUCAAUGAUAAUAAUGGAGAAUGGAGAACAAAGCCAGAGGAGCUAGAUGAGAUUAUUACAACAUAUUUUGAGGGGUUGUUUGCCACAAGCAACCCCACUGGCUUCGAGGAAGCAUUGGAAGGUGUCGAAAGGAAGGUCUCGGAAGUGAUGAAUGGCAGGCUUGAUAAGGAACCGUCGGGUGAAGAAAUACGCGAAGCACUCUUCCAAAUGCAUCCCAAUAAAGCCCCAGGGCCGGAUGGUAUGCACGCCCUCUUUUUUCAGAAAUUUUGGGGGAUUGUAGGUGGGGAUAUUGUGAGUUUUGUGAAGGCAUGGUGGAGAGGAGAGACUGACUUAUCUGAAGCAAAUCGUACGUGCAUAGUACUAAUCCCAAAGUGCAAUGACCCGAAGAGCAUGAUGGAAUUCCGACCAAUAAGCCUUUGCAACGUCUUAUACAAAAUCAUCUCAAAGACGCUUGCAAAUAAGCUAAAACCAAUGUUGGGUUCUAUUAUCUCCCUGGAACAAAGCGCCUUUGUUCCAAAGCGGCUUAUUACGGACAAUGCCCUAGUGGCUUUUGAGAUUUUUCAUGCCAUGUAA